Molecule: messenger RNA, 2741 nt
Organism: Maylandia zebra (zebra mbuna)
Lineage: Eukaryota; Metazoa; Chordata; Actinopteri; Cichliformes; Cichlidae
Gene: entpd1
Product: ectonucleoside triphosphate diphosphohydrolase 1
Biological process (GO): nucleoside diphosphate catabolic process
Cellular component (GO): plasma membrane
Molecular function (GO): GDP phosphatase activity; ribonucleoside triphosphate phosphatase activity; UDP phosphatase activity
Source: RefSeq, a predicted model, not a curated record
CCAGCUUGGGGAGGAAACUGAGUGCUUUAAAGCUGCUACAACGCAAACACACACACACGCACACACAUACAGCUCUGUUCUAAUCCGUGUCCGGCCACGACGGAAAAACCUCUCCUCAUCUUAUCACCCGGCUACCUCCCUCUGUCACUUCUCUCCUCUCCCCGUCCAGCCCAUAUUUUCUUUUUCUUCAACUUCCACCCUCUCUCCCUCUCUCACAUACCCUCCCCCUCUCUUUUUUCUCCCUUUCACUAUCUGUCUCUAUCCCUUCCCCGUCUGAAGUACACAACAGAGAGAUGAAAGAGAAGAACCCCUGGCCUACGCCUGUGACCAUCAUCAUCAUUGUGAUUGGUGUCAUAGCGAUUGUUGCCCUGGUGACGGUGGCGGUUUUGCAGAACAAACCUGUCCCCCAAAAGUACAAGUAUGGGAUUGUGCUGGAUGCUGGAUCUUCCCACACAGCUCUUUAUAUUUAUCAGUGGCCAGCAGAGAAGGAUAACAACACUGGCAGAGUUGAACAGACACACUCCUGCAAAGUCAAAGGUAAAGGUAUUUCCAGCUAUGCGUCUGAACCAUGGAAAGCAGGAGAGUCUCUGAAAGAGUGCAUGGGGGAGGCUGAGGAGACUGUCCCCAAAGAAAGAGCUCACGAGACCCCACUCUAUCUGGGAGCCACAGCAGGAAUGAGGCUGCUGGAUAUUGUGAAUAGCUCAGCAUCAAAGAACGUAUUUCAGGCUGUGGAGAACGCCUUGCGGAACUCCCCCUUCUCCUAUCAGGGAGCAAGAAUCCUCAGUGGGCAGGAAGAGGGUGCCUUCGGGUGGGUCACAGUCAACUACUUGGAUGAUCGUCUCAAACAGGGCUUGAAAACAACAGGCGCUCUUGACCUUGGCGGGGCGUCUACUCAAAUUAGCUUUAUAUCCGAUGAUUUUGACGGCUCAGAGUCACCCAUCAACUCUGUCAACUUCCGACUCUAUGGAAAUGAUUAUAACCUGUAUACUCACAGCUUCCUGUGCUACGGAAAAGACCAAGCGUUAAAAAUGGUGGUGGCAAAUCAGACUCAGUCAGGUGCAACAACAGUAUUGGAUCCUUGUUUCCACUCAGGCUACAAUGAGACAAAGAACUACUCCGUCCUUUAUGACAGCCCCUGUGUGUCAGGCAGGAAACCUCAGGAAGUUCCAGAAAUAUUUGAUCACAUUGGGAAAGGAAACUUCCAAGAAUGCCAAGAAGUUGUCAAAAGUGUAUUUAACUUUACUUCCUGCAAAUACAGCCGAUGCUCUUUCAAUGGGGUCUUCCAGCCUCUUUUGCAGGGGCCAUUCGGGGCGUUCUCUGCUUACUACUUUGUGAUGAACUUCCUCAAUUUGACGGAUACAUCCAUGCCCCUUGAAACUGUGAAGGAAAAGCUAAGCCAGUACUGUGCUACCUCUUGGGAUAAGAUAAAGAUUCAGCAUCCUACAGUAAACGUAAAGUAUCUGGCUGAAUACUGCUUCUCGGGCACCUACAUCCUCACCCUGUUGACAGAAGGAUAUGAUUUCACUGCAGUGACUUACUCAAACAUAAAAUUCAUCAAGAAGAUAAAAGGCAGUGAUGCAGGCUGGACUCUGGGUUACAUGUUGAAUCUCACCAACAUGAUCCCAGCUGAGGCUCCUGAUUCACCCCCUCUCCCCCACGCUGGCUACGUCUCCAUAGUAACCAUCAUGACAAUACUACUCAUUGGCCUCCUCUUACUUCUCGCCCUCCGCAUAUUCUGGCCCCGUUGCUCCAAGAAAACACAAAUUGUAUAAACACUCUGAAGCGUAUGUAUGCAUGUACAGUUAUGUGCAAAAAUCUCGAGUCACUCCUCAUCUAUUUAUAUUUUCCUUUCAAGGAGCCACAUGUACUUGUAGUCUAAGCAGCGAGAGGUGAACCGUCUUCAAGAAACUUAAAGGAGUCCAGGCUCUUGUCUUUCCAAGUUCCAUAGACAACCAUAACCUUGAUGACUGAGAACCUACACAAACUAUUAUUUUUAACCUCUCUUGAGCAAUAGUUCUCUAGACUUCCUGAAGGUCUUUCACAAUUCUUCUUUAGACAUUGGCUGCUUUUUCGCUUAUUUUCAGUUCAGUCUUUGUACCUCGCCAUUUAAGAGGAUUUUUUUUUCUUAAGCCACUUAACGCUGACCUAUGAGUCAUUCAAGUAUAAAAGAAGACACCUAGCUCAAGGGAUGAACUAGUGUUCUGUCAGCACAAAACAGACAACUUAGCAAUGAACUCAUUUUAAAUAGUAUCUUUAAGCACUCUGUUAUUAACAGCUGUUGCAAAAAUGUAUCAUGUGUUCACAUUUCUUUCAUUGAAUUCGUGAAAAAUGCCAACGAUAACACAGUUUAACAGACACAAAAUGUAUUUUUCACCAACAAAGAGCUAUUAUUUUUAAAACUUAAUAUCUUAGCAUCAUGUGCAAUGUGUCCUUAAAUAAAUUGAGGAAACUGGACAAGGAAGAACUGGCAGGCCUGAAAAACUAUCUACAGGAGAUGAAAGGUAUCUUUAAGUGAUUUCCUUAAGCAAUAGGAAAGAAUCCAGCAAAGACUUGACAGAUAAUUGGAGAAAUGCAUCUGGCUCUGAUUCUGUCAGAAUUUUAUCCACCAUGCAACAUCGUCUGGAACAAACUUUUAGCGUGAUAAUGAUCCAAAACAUACUGCUUACAGUAAAAGCAUACCUGGAUGGAAAAAUACACAAUGGAACACUAUCAGUCAUGGAUUCACCUCCCCAGAGCCCAGA